Euleptes europaea (tarantolino) is the source of this 1967-nucleotide messenger RNA. It is a transcript of the gene DCST1, whose product is annotated as DC-STAMP domain containing 1. The coding region runs from base 105 to 1967 and encodes 620 amino acids. The record is from RefSeq and is a predicted model, not a curated record. NCBI's taxonomy places the organism in Eukaryota, Metazoa, Chordata, Lepidosauria, Squamata, Sphaerodactylidae. Gene Ontology annotation, cellular component: membrane. The transcript has 16 exons.
ACCUGUGGAGCGAGCCGGAGGAAUUCAGACUUUCUAAGUUUUUCCUGGGGGCUGGAAUCGGAAGCUUAUUUGCUCUGGUCCUCUCCCGCAUCCUGAUUGUCCCAAUGAGCAUCACCGAGGACCACAAAAUCCAGCUGAUGUACGGCAUGGCAGGUGUGGGCGCUCUGGGAUGGGGCACCUCCCCGCACUUCCGCUGCACCAGCCUCCUGGUGAUACCCAAGUUCAUGGGCAAAGAAGGACGGCUCUACGUGCUCACCUAUGUGCUGGCUAACAUCUACGAUGGCCCCGUGGCCAACAUCCGGCACAACCUGGGCGAGGUGGUGCGCUCCAUCAGCUGCACGGUGGAGCUGCAGAUUGAAAACGCCAAGCGCGCCUGGAAGGUGUCGAUUGCCCCCCUGCGCAAGGUCCUGAUGGACAUGGUGAAGAGCGGGAAGACCCUGAGAAGCGAAACCCGAGAAGUAUCUCGCUCCUUCUUGGCCCUGAAUGAGCAAGUGGCCAGCGAGUCUGGCUACAACGUGCGCUCAGUGAGGGAGGAGAGCAAGAAGCACCCGCUUUCCACUCAGGAACUCUACGAGGAGAAAACCCGGAGGCGCUGCUCAUACAUCAUAGAUCAGUCCAUCAUGCGCUGCAAGGCCUGGUUCGAAACCAAGCACGCCUCCUGCCUGAGGAAGAUUGCGGUGCCCGUCAUUAACCACCUCCUCUGCAUUCCCAUGAAGUUCAGCUUCAUCUGCCACCUUGCCAAGAUUAUGCACACCUGGUGCCGCGACAAGAUUCCCGUGGAGGGGAACUUUGGCCAAACCUACGACCGCGUCAAUGGCUCCGUCGACAACUUAAACCAAGACUUCACUGCUGACUUAGUGGUCAAGGAAGAACACCAAGCGAUGCUCGUAGGUGCCAACAUCUCCCACGAACACCUGGUGGAAGAGGUCAAUGAACAGGUGGCCCUGCACGGCGGCCGUAUCAGCACCUCCAUGUCUGUGCUCCGCGUCUUGCUCUCCUGCACCUUCGUUGUCAUUUUUGCCUCGGCCCACUCCUACACAAAUAGUUACAACCAGGACGUCCGCUUCGACAACAUUUACAUCACCCGCUAUUUUCGGCAGAUCGAUGCCCGGCGUCGGAAGCAGAAGAAACGGACUCUCCUUCCUCUGCGCCGUGCUGAGCUUCCUGGCUAUAUCGAUCCGUACCAUCUCAUGUUCCAGCCGGCAGAGACCAAGAACCUGAUGUCGGAGCUGCUGGGCUGCCUGCCGUCCUUGAUCUUCCUCCUGCUGGCCUUCUGCCUCGAUUACUUGCUCUACAACAUAUUCAGCGCCAUCCGACACCACUCCUUUGUGGAGUACUCUUUCAGCAGCAGCCAUCACCUGGAAGUGAAAAUCGGCGGGGACACGAUGAUGGCACGACUCCUCCGCAGCACCAUUGGGGCCUUGAAUACCUCCUCAGAGAUGGCGAUGGAGGCCACCAACGUGCAGUGUCUGCCCGAACCUCAAGGGAUGUCCAGAGCGCAGUACCAGGACUCCUGCAUCCCCCUGGGCGCCUUGUUCCUGCUUUGUAUUGUCCAGGUAUACGUCUACCGUAUCCGGAGGGUCAUCGCUGCCUUCUAUUUCCCCAAGCGGGAGAAGAAGCGUAUUCUCUUCCUCUAUAAUGAGAUGCUGCGGCAGCGGGCGGCCUUCAUCACGGUGCAGCGGAAGCGCAUCAUCCAGAGAUCCCGGCGGCAGAAAAGACUGGAAAAGCCCCUCCUGGACCGGCUGGGCCGUUGGUUCCCGUUCCUGCAGCGUUUUCUCCGCCGGCGUUGCAUUCUCUGCGGCUUGCCCGAAACCUGCAACUCGGUCCUCUGUGCAACCACCAAUUGUGGCACGGUCUACUGCCGGCUGUGCUGGAAAGACAUGGGCGAAAUCUGCUUUGCAUGCGGCCAGGAUGACGUGGUCUCCGAUGACGGCACCAGCGAGGAGGGGAUGGGCUACGCCCACUGA